Molecule: messenger RNA, 612 nt
Organism: Saccostrea cuccullata (small rock oyster)
Lineage: Eukaryota; Metazoa; Mollusca; Bivalvia; Ostreida; Ostreidae
Product: metallo-beta-lactamase domain-containing protein 1-like
Exons: 1
Coding region: 1-612 (203 amino acids)
Source: RefSeq, a predicted model, not a curated record
AUGAGUGCUGGAGUGGUGAGGAAGAGGAGGAAAAGGAGUAUGAAGUUCUUGUUAUCCAAGAGGGGUACUCGGCAGAAGAUGAGGAGCAGGACAGGGGGGACAGUAACAGUAUUAAAGGGUCCCAUGACUAUAGUGGUGAACACUGGCCACCCAAAAGACAAGGAGGCCAUCCUGGAGGGCCUGGAGAGGAAUGGCGUAUCGGUAGAUGAUGUCGAGUGCUGUAUCUGCACCGACUGCAAUGUGGAUUUCGUGGGAAACCUUAAUCUCUUCCCGGAAACAGUCUACAUUGCAUCCGUUGACAUGUGCCUGGGUGAUUUACACCACAGACGCCUCGCUUCUGGCCGACCAUUUCCCAUUGACAAGCGUGUAGAGGUCAUCUCCACGCCAGGGUCAUCAUGUACAGACAUAUCUGUCUUGGUGAAGGACACAUACCUUGGGACAGUAGCAGUUGUCGGCGACCUGUUUAGAUGCCGGGAGGACCUAAAAGAUCCAACACUUUGGAGAAGGGACAGUACCAAUCCAGAGCGGCAGGAAGUCAGCAGGGCCAAGAUUCUGGAGAUUGCUGACUAUAUUGUUCCUGGUCGACGACCAAUGUUUAAAGUCCCUGUAUAA